Sporothrix brasiliensis 5110 is the source of this 810-nucleotide messenger RNA. RefSeq lists its product as uncharacterized. Lineage: Eukaryota; Fungi; Ascomycota; Sordariomycetes; Ophiostomatales; Ophiostomataceae. The transcript has a single exon. The record is from RefSeq and is a predicted model, not a curated record. The coding region runs from base 1 to 810 and encodes 269 amino acids. Gene Ontology annotation, biological process: protein phosphorylation. Gene Ontology annotation, molecular function: protein tyrosine kinase activity; ATP binding.
AUGGUUGCUCUCAUGUUUCCUCAGAUGGACCCCGGCUUUGGGGCCAUUGUCGGGAUGGGGGGCUCGUGUUUUGUGUCUCUGGUGGACGACGCGACGGUCCACAAGAGCUACGAGAUUUGGGUCAACGGCAGACGACGAUCCUACUACCCCGAACCCUGCGAAGAUGAUCUUGCGCGCGAAGCUGCAGUGUAUGCGCACCUCGGCCGCCACGACAACAUUCUCGUCUGCCACGGCCUCGACGAGAUCCACCGCGAUCCAGCCGUGCACGCGCUGCGCCUCGAACUGGCGCCGCUUGGCACCGUGCGCACUCUCAUCCAAAAGACACUCGACGACCCGCUGCCGGCGGCCACGCGCCUCCAAAUGUGUCGCGACACCGCUGCCGCCGUGGCGCACAUCCACCGCAAGGGCGUGUGGCACUCGGACCUGAGCUGCCGCAACCUCAUGCUCUUUGCCGGGCACCGCGUGAAGCUGGGCGACUUUGGCGGCGCUAUCAUCGAGGCGGCGACGCACCAGUUCCCGGCCACCGCCGCCGAAGAGGAGCAGUACGCGCUGCCGUGCCGGGGACGGGAGGCAGACGAUCUGCCACGACUGAAGCGCGAGCUCUUUGCGCUGGGGUCCUGUCUGUACGAGAUCAUGGCGUGGCAGCGGCCGUUCCAGGGGCUGGAGGACCACGAGGUGCGACGCCGCUACGAGGCCGGCGACUUUCCCCCGCUCGCGAGCUUGCCUGCCGCGGUGGGCGACGUGGUGGACAGGUGCUGGCACGAAGCGCUUGGCAGCGCCGAGGAGGCGGUGCAUCGCCUGCGAGAAUAG